Molecule: messenger RNA, 2172 nt
Organism: Pungitius pungitius (ninespine stickleback)
Lineage: Eukaryota; Metazoa; Chordata; Actinopteri; Perciformes; Gasterosteidae
Gene: hsf1
Product: heat shock transcription factor 1
Exons: 15
Coding region: 284-1897 (537 amino acids)
Biological process (GO): regulation of DNA-templated transcription
Molecular function (GO): DNA-binding transcription factor activity; sequence-specific DNA binding
Source: RefSeq, a predicted model, not a curated record
AAACUCAAAGCAGCAGAAGAAGAAGAAGAAGAAGAAGAAGAAGCCUUAGCACUACGCAGUUGGUGUGAUCGGAUUUGUGAUUUCUUUUCCGCGGUGGAGUUUUUUUUAAUAAGAACACAGAUUAAUACAUAAAGGGUCGACCAACAGGACGAGGAUGAGGUUCUAGUUGUCUGUGACCCGGAUUAAACUACGUGUUGCAGCUUGUUUGGACAUCUUUCACUUUAUCUAUUAGCAGCACUAGCUCAGAGUCGCUCCAUUGGUGUGCUCGUUUUGUUUGUCUCUGAUGGAAUAUCACGGAGGGGGGGCGGGGCUGAGCGGCGGUAACGUCCCGGCCUUCCUCACCAAACUAUGGACCCUGGUGGAGGAUCCGGAAACCGACCCGCUCAUCUGCUGGAGCCCGAGCGGAACCAGUUUCCACGUGUUCGACCAGGGCCGCUUCGCUAAAGAAGUUCUACCAAAGUUCUUCAAACACAACAACAUGGCCAGCUUCAUCAGACAGCUUAACAUGUAUGGUUUCCGUAAAGUUGUGCACAUCGAGCAAGGUGGUUUGGUGAAACCAGAGAGAGACGACACAGAGUUCCAACAUCAGUUCUUCAUCAGAGGAGAAGAACACCUGCUGGAGAAUAUCAAACGGAAAGUCACCGCUGUGUCGUCUGUGCGGCAGGAGGAAGUGAAAAUGUCUGCACACGAUGUGAACAAGAUGCUGAACGAUGUCCAACAGAUUAAAGGGAAACAGGAAACCAUCGACUCCAGAAUCAUCUCCAUGAAACAUGAGAACGAGGCUCUGUGGAGAGAAGUUGCCAGUCUGAGACAGAAACAUGUGCAGCAGCAGAAAGUCGUCAACAAGUUGAUCCAGUUCCUGGUUUCUCUAAUCCAGUCCAACAGGAUUCUGGGAGUCAAGAGAAAAAUUCCGCUGAUGUUGAACGACUCGAGCUCCUCCCACUCCAUGCCAAAAUACACUCGCCCUCUCUCAUUGGAGCAUGUGCAGGCUGCAGCCAGUUUAUUCUCAACUGACCCCCUGGUGACCUCUGGACCAAUCAUCUCUGACAUCACUGAUGUGGGCAGGCCCACCGGCGAGGAUGUGCUCUGUCAUUGGAACGAUGCAGAAGAAAGUCCAGCCGCCAACAUCAAAGAGGAGGCAUCCCUUCCUGAGGUAGAGGCGUGUCCAGUUCUGGAGAGCGGAGAUGGUCAUGCAGACACGCCCCUCUCCCCCACCACAUUCAUCAACUCCAUCUUACAGGAAAACGAGACUCAGCCAAACCAAAACAAUUCCACCCCAGCCAGUCCCAUUGUUGUGAUGAGCCCCGUCUCUACUGGAUCUCUUUCUCCAUCUCCAGCCAGCCAAUCGCUUGCAUCUGUUCCCUCACCUAAUUCUGCCCUCAGCCCAACCAAAGCUGAGCAGAAAUGUCAAACCAUCGCCUGUAUUGACCGGCCCCGCCCCUCUCCCUCCUCAGGUGGACUGUCACCUGAUCGUUGGCGUUUCUUAUCAACACGAACCGACAAGUCUGAACUGUCCAAUCACGUCGACUGCAUUGACAGCAGUCUGGAGAACCUGCAGAGCCUCCUGAACACACAGGCCUUCACCUUCGACACCUCUCCGCUGAUGGAGUUUUUCAGUUCUUCUUGUCCAUCUGGAGACUUCGAUCUGGACAGUUUGGACACUCUGCUGUCAGAAGACGUCCCUAAUGGAAGUGUGGAAAGCAGCAACUCCAUCAAUGCAGGGAAACAGCUUGUGCAGUUCACAGCCACACCUGUCCUGAUGUCUGAACCAAUCAGCUCGGAGGCAGACCUGCCCUCCCUCCUGGAGCUGGAGGCGGGGCCUUUCUUCUCUGACUCUCCCACUGAUGAUGCUGCUGAUGCUCUGCUAAACCCAUCACAACUGGACUCUGACCUCUGAUGUCCUCAGCAAGAAAGGGGUGUGGAAUGAGAUUUAUCAGUCACCAUGGCAACAGGACAGUGGGAACGCUGCCUCCGCAGCUGCAAUAGACGAUGAUGAAGUUGAUUGACCAUCUGUUGUUAGAUUUCUAGAUCAAAGGUCAAGUUGUGUUAUGCAGAUUCCUAUUAACCAGUUUAUACCUGUGUCUUCUUCUUUUUGUGCUUGAUUUUUCUUCUUUGCUGCUUUUAUUAAAAAGCUGUUGUUUUUAAGCGUGCUUAUAAAAACUGCACUCCGAG